Molecule: messenger RNA, 982 nt
Organism: Melanaphis sacchari
Lineage: Eukaryota; Metazoa; Arthropoda; Insecta; Hemiptera; Aphididae
Exons: 3
Coding region: 74-982 (302 amino acids)
Source: RefSeq, a predicted model, not a curated record
UGUUAAAAGGUCAAUUACGUGAUGCAUGAAAAAUGAUAAUAUUAAUGUAUUUCUUUAAAACAACUAUAAGAAAAUGGCUUCACAAAUUGAAGAAUUUCUUGCUAAAAAGAAAGAACAAACUACAUUAUUGGAUUUACAUAACUGUACUGCAAAUUCAAAAGAAGAAUUAAGAAAACUCGUCGAAAAAGUACCCGAAUUCAAGAUAAAACCAGAAAAGAAAUUGGGUGAUAUUAAAAUAAAAGAAAAAAAAUUCAAAUUUAAACUACCCAAGAAAGAAAGUAAAAAACCAUUCCCAUUUGCCGAACCAACGCCGUCAGAAAUGAAAGGAGUUUCAUUAGAUGAGUUGUAUUCAGUUAAUAUCCCAUGGAAAAUGCUUACUUCUCUUCGCCCAAAAUCAAAAAUCGACGAAGAAUAUUUUUCAAGACAAGUCGAACUGGGUACGGCUACGCUCAAGACCAGGAACGCUGAGAAAAGGACGCCACGUGAUAGUUUUCUGCGAAAAAAGAAAAAUGCGUCCGGAGGAGUAGAGUCAAAGUUUUUGUCGUGCAAAGAAUGCGGAAUCGAAUUUUGUACGGGUGAAAGCUGCAAAAUAUUCGACUACGAUUCUUUUAAACGGAUCGCGGUGUCUACUGUACAAGCUACUACUGAACAAACGCAAGAACCGGUUUCCCAGGAAAAAAAAUUGUCGAAAAAGAAAAAUGCCAGUAAAGGACCAAAGGUAAAAUCACGAGGGCCAGCAGCGGUUAACGUAAAAAAUACACUGGCGAAGAAAAACGGUGAGAGAAUUAUAAUUGGUGUAAAAACCAUGAAAAAAAAUUCUAUCGGUGUUCCGGAGAAAUCAAUAUUAGAUAAGUCAAAUAAAAAUGUCAAGACGACUGUGAAGGAUAAAAUAUAUUCAUCAAAAGAUGAUAUGAAAAAAAUUACUAUAAUUAAUGAAAAUGCGAUAAAAAAAAAACAAGAAUUAUUAAAAAAAAAGUCGUAA